Bradysia coprophila is the source of this 800-nucleotide messenger RNA. RefSeq lists its product as uncharacterized. Lineage: Eukaryota; Metazoa; Arthropoda; Insecta; Diptera; Sciaridae. The record is from RefSeq and is a predicted model, not a curated record.
AAUGUUCAUUCAUCAGUCUAUAGUGAGUGCGGUAAUAGUCAAUCAAUAUCGAAAUAUCCGUCUGACGGUCAUGGAUGACAACGAAAAUGCACCUGUGCUGAUUAUUAUUAUAUUGAUUAUUGUCUUCUUUGGAGCAAUUGCAGUUCUUCUUCGAAUCUGUUGUUCUCAGCACAUAGCCAAAAGGAAAGUUGAAUUGACGAAUCGACAAUUGCAAGUCACGUCUACCUCUGCACGCAACGUUCAAGAGCGAUCAACAGGAACAGAAUGGACACAAUCCGAUCAUCAAAUAAUAUUUGAAAGAAUGCCUCAACCUCAGCCUUUACGGAAUGUAUCCCGCUUAAACGCAGCCACUCCAGCAACUCAAAUUGUCCAAGAAAUGGCAGAACAGUUUCGGGUCAACAGUUUGCAGAUGCAGAAUGAAAGACGAGCCCAGGAAAGGAGGGACGUUUUAGAUAGAUUUAACAAUUUCGUUCACAUGCCUCCGCGAUUAGAUACGAAUAUCGGAGUAGAUGGUGUCACAAAUGGACAACUGACCGAAGUCUCUCCAAAUCCGGUCGUUGGCUCUGUGGAAACAACGUUUCAAAAUAAUGUCUCCUAUUCAACUCCUGCGCCACGAUACAUUGCUGAAGAUCACGAAUUACCUAGCUAUGAAGCAGCAGUGGCGACAUCUAAUAUAAACCGAUGAAGUAUGAAGUGCUAGUGAAAGUAGAGAUAAGUUGGACUGAAGUAAUUGUUACGAAUGCUAGGAAUAAUUUUAGGAUAAAAAAUGUUGGGUAAAAAUCGUAUAUUAAAUGAGAUGA